Molecule: messenger RNA, 2587 nt
Organism: Zeugodacus cucurbitae (melon fly)
Lineage: Eukaryota; Metazoa; Arthropoda; Insecta; Diptera; Tephritidae
Gene: Gen
Product: flap endonuclease GEN
Exons: 6
Coding region: 122-2503 (793 amino acids)
Molecular function (GO): four-way junction DNA binding; 5'-flap endonuclease activity
Source: RefSeq, a predicted model, not a curated record
UCAAUUUUGUUAUGAUUUUUCACACUAUAGAAAUAGUUUAUUUUAAACGAAAAACCGCCAAAGAAUUUUCAAUUCAAUUUAAAAUAAUUGUAAAUAUUUUUCAAAUCAGUAUUGUUUAAAAAUGGGAGUAAAAGAUCUAUGGUCGGUGUUAACGCCUCAUGCUGAGAGGAAACCUUUAUGUGAAUUACGAGGAAAAAAAGUUGCUAUCGACCUGGCCGGCUGGAUUUGUGAAAGUUUAAAUGUGGUCGAUUAUUUUGUGCACCCCAGACAGCAUUUGAAAAAUCUAUUCUUUCGGACAUGUUAUUUGAUAUGGGAGGAUGUGACUCCGGUGUUUAUCCUGGAGGGUCAAGCUCCCAAGCUAAAGAGCCAAAUAAUUUCAAAACGUUCUGAGCAGCAAUUCCGUGGUACCAAACCUAUGAAAAAUAAAUUAGAGAAACAGCCAACAGAAGCCAAAGAAAAGGAGAGAGGACGGACAAGAUUUAACCAUGUAUUGAAACAAUGCGAAACCUUAUUACAGUCAAUGGGAAUACAAUGUUUUCAAGCGCCAGGCGAAGCCGAAGCCUAUUGCGCGUUUCUGAACAAAAAAGGGUUAGUUGAUGGGGUAAUUAGCCAAGAUUCAGACUGCUUUGCUUACGGCGCUAUACGUGUCUAUCGUAAUUUUUCUGUGUCUACUCAGGGUGCACAAGCAGCUCAAGGCGGAGCAGUAGAUAUCUAUGACAUGCAACAAAUACAAGGAAAAAUGGAUUUUGGUCAAAACAAAACAAUUGUAAUGGCACUACUCUGUGGCUGUGAUUAUUGUCCUGAAGGGAUAGGGGGCAUUGGGCGUGAUGGCGUUUUAAAGUUGUUCAAUAAGUACAAAGAACAGGAAAUAUUGGAAAGGAUAAGAUCAUGGCGUCAAGAGGACAGUAAAUAUACCGCUUUAGAAAUGCGAGUUGAUGAUAAAUUGAUUUGCAACAAUUGCGGACACAUGGGGCGUACGCAAAGUCAUACAAAGAGCGGAUGUGGAAUUUGCCGUACUAAUCGGGGUUGUGAUGAAAGUUUGUGGAAAGAGGAGCGUUUAUCUCUGAAAGCAGAACUUUCUUUACGUAAGAAAGCAAUGACUGACCCGUCAUUUCCAUCAGAAGAAAUUAUUUCUGAAUUCCUCAACGAACCUCCCACAAUUCCCACUUUAAAUUUGACUUGGAGACAGCCAAAUAUAGUAAAAUUUAUAAAGCAAAUUGGGAAACUGCUGCAAUGGGCAGAAAUUUAUUGCUUUCAGAAGUUCUUACCACUUUUAACGCGUUGGCAAGUAAGAAACAUGAAAAAAGGUACAAAUUUCGAUGCGGUCCAUUAUAUAUCAAUCAAAGAAAUAGUAAAAAAACGAACUGUACGAGGAGUAAUCAGCCUGGAAAUUAUUUGGGAAGAUCAGAACGGGUUUUUUAAUGGCUUGAUACCAAACAUUCAGCUGCAGGAAUUCGAAAAAGAAAAUACGAAAGGUCUUUUUGGACUUUGGAGUACCAUAGAACCACUUUAUUUGGUUGAAAAUGCUUAUCCGGAAUUGGUUGAAGCUUUUCUGAAAUCCAAGGAAAAACCAUCAAAAGUAACAAAAGGUCGCCGAAAGGGCAAAGCGCCUUCUAAAGCUAUACUAAGUUCGCUUGAAAAUUUAACCGACUUAAUAAGUGCUACCGAAGAAGUAGCAAAGACCAUCAAACCAAAAGCCAGCAAAAAAACGAAAUCUACGAACAAAAAAGGUAUUCAAUUGAUUGACAAAUUCUUUCAGCAACAACAGAUAUCUUCUGAACAUGGUACUCCUAUUAAAAAUCAGGAUCUGUACAGAUUAACACAGUGCUCCACUCCAGUUACGAAAACUUUACCAUCCGAUUUAGAAAGUGAUUGCGAUGAGAUGGCACAUGAUAUUUCAGAUAUUGUACGAGGAAUCGUGAAUGCUCCUGAUCGGGUUGUCAAAAUUACCUCACAUAAAGGGCGACCGUUGCACUAUGAACCAGUUACAGAAAAUUUAAGCAUUUUACUGAAUGAGUGGAGCAUUAAAGAUGAUUUGGAUUUAAUAACUAAAAAAAGAAAUUUGUCCAUUUGUUCACAAAGUGGUACAAAUGGCACUCCCUUACAAAAACGGAUGUCACUAGAUGACAGCUUCGAUGCUUUAGUAAAUGCAAAGCGUGACAAAAUUCAUAGCUUAGCGGAAAAGGCGAAAAGACUAAAUUUGUUUACCAACAACACAACAACCUCACCAAAACUGAAGUCUCAUGUAGAUCGUUUUGUAGAGCAAAAUUUUCCACAUUGCUUAAAUGUAAGCGAGCAGCAGCCAAAUAAAAUGCAUAUGAGUGUUUCGUCAGAAAGUGAAGAUGCUCAAAAUAUAAGCUAUUUCUUUAAUAAAAGUAAUAUUGAGAAUGAUGAAUUUGAAAAGUUAAUGGAUUUAAGCAUAUUAAAAAAACCAACAAUGAAAUCGAUUUGCAACGCUCCAGAUGAUGUCUUAAUUAUAAGCGAAAGCAGUGACGACUGUUGAUAUUUACUUUUAUCCGAUUUGUACUUAUUUAUUUGUAAUCGAAUACGUUUAUAAUAAACGCAGACAGUGUGUUAAUAAAAAUAA